CGAAUGUAUAGUAAGUACUACACUACUGAAAAAAAAAUCCUGCAUGUUCAUCAGUUUCUUUUCUCCGUUCGUUGUGUCGAGUUUAAAAUUUAUUAAUGUCUCUGGAAGUGCCGCGAAGCAAUUUACUUUGAAUUGAUUUUAAUUAUUUAGCAUUAAACGAACGCAAUAAUAAUUUUUUUAAUUCGCAACCAACACGUGGCACGCUUUUUAUUCUCAAUUAUUGAUUGACGCUUCUGAGUCAUCCAGAAUGGAUAGCGAAGAAAAAUUCGUAAACGGCUUUACCUCAAACAAUUUACAAUUUGCAAAAAAUGGUGCUGUAAAAAUCGUCAAAACAUCAUCAUCAUUGUCAACUGAAGAAGAAUUUGAUUCCAAUAACAAAAGAAGAAUGAAUCCAAACAGUUUUGAUAUUCCUGCACGUCUCGUGCUGUAUUUCUUAUCAUGGUCUGGGUUUUUGGUGUCAUUUAUGAUGCGCAAUGAUAUAAACUUUGCGAUUGUUGCAAUGGUUCGAUCUUCAAAUGCCACAAAUAUUCCAGAUCCAGAUGAUUUAAAGGGUAAUUCGUCGUUAAAUUUCAAUUCAACAAUCGUCACUACAACACAUAUACCCGUCUUGAACGGAGAGGAAUGGGCUGAAUUUGAUUGGGAUUCAUCAAUUUCAAGUUGGAUAUUAAGUAGCUUUUAUUGGAUGUAUGUAGUAAGUCAAGUUGUUGGUGGAGUUGCGACACAGUAUUUCGGAACUAAAGCAGUUUUUGGAUUUUCACAAUUGGUGACUGCUUUAGGCUCACUUUGCAUUCCAAUUGCAGCAUCAACAAGCUGGAAACUUUUAAUAUUAGUAAGAUCAAUACAGGGAUUUGCCAGUGGAUUGACGUGGCCAGCUAUGUAUCAAAUUGUGGGAGCUUGGUAUCCGCCUAAUGAAAGAUCUCGUUUUAUGAGCAGUUUUCAAGGAUUCUCAUUUGGAAUUGGAUUAACAUACCCACUUUGUGGCUUUAUUAUUUAUAAUUUUGGAUGGCGUCCAGUUUUCUAUACGACUGGAUCAAUUGGUGUAUUGUGGUGCAUUAUGUGGUACUUUUUAGCUUUUAAUACUCCAGCUGAACAUCCAAGAAUCUCACCAAAGGAAUUAGAAUACAUAGAACUUAAUGUUUCGAGUGAAAUUAAAGAGAAUCAAGGACGAACAAUUCCAUGGAAAUCAAUUUUCACAUCUAUACCAGCUUGGUCAAUAGGAAUUACAACUUUCGGACGAAUUUGGGUUCAUUAUACUUUCAUUAUGAAUGGACCAUCAUUUAUGAAGAAUAUACUUAACUUUGACAUUCAAGCGAACGGAAUCAUAUCUGGAUUGCCUUUUAUCGGUUCUUAUUUCUCAUCCGUGUUAUUCUGUUACAUUGCUGACGUUCUCGUACGCAAUGACGUCUUAUCAUUGACAAACAUUCGUAAGAUUAUGACAGCAGCAUCUCAAAUCAUUCCUGGACUUUUGAUCUUAUUAGUUGGAUAUAUGGGGAAGGAGAUUGUUAGUGUAAUUAUUAUAUGGUCGAUUGGAAUUGUGCUCAUAACAGCAGCUUAUGCUGGUGCUAUGGCAUGUAUAGUGGAUCUAUCACCUAAUUUCGCUGGUCCAGUGUUAGCAUUUGCUCAAACCAUACACAUGUCAGCGUCAUUCCUGUCGCCUCUAGUUAAUGGUGCAAUUUUACAAAACCAAAAAGAUUUAUCACAAUGGAAGACUUGCUUCCUUGUAUCAUCUAUUGUAGCAGUUUUAACGUAUAUUGUAUUUCAAAUAUUCGGAACGGCUAAAGUUCAAAAAUGGAAUUACGUAAGAGAAGUACAGGACGAGACAGAGAGGGAAAUUCUCGAUCAAUCGAUUUCAUCGAGAGUGCCUAGUGAUCAAAGGAUGAAAAAUGGAAGCUUGAUUGAUACUUAAGGAAUUAGAAUCAAACUAAUAUGAACAUACUAAUAAAAUAAUAUUAAUAGUAAUAGCACAGAACCUAUCAACUCAGUUAGAGUUGCUAGUACAAAUCCUAAUGUGACGCAAUAGAUCCAGACUUUAUCAUCCAUCCUCUCGAAGACAGCAUGACACAACAGAUCGAAGACUAUUUUUUUUUUCUUUUUUGAUUUAAGUUUGUGAUAAAAAUGAAAAUUCCUGUAGCUCUUAAAAUGGAUUAGCAAUCAGCCAUUGUUAAUUUACCUACAUUAUUAAGUUUAGAUAAAGAAAAGAAUCAUCUCAUUGUUAUAGUGGCCUUUAUGCAAACAUAAAAAAAAUUAAUGAAUGAAGAAGAGUUUAUACUUUAUCUAUAGGACAAUUCUUCAAUGGGAAAAACUCUCUUAAUUAUAUUAAAUUAUAUUUUUGAUAUGUAGAUAAAUGCAGACAUAAAUGAUACUUAUGUGUUAUUAUGGGGGUGAAAACAUUUUAAGAAAACACUUAAUUAUAUGAAAAUAAAUACUUAAUUUAUCGG
Chironomus riparius is the source of this 2438-nucleotide messenger RNA. NCBI's taxonomy places the organism in Eukaryota, Metazoa, Arthropoda, Insecta, Diptera, Chironomidae. The record is from the annotation of a GenBank genome assembly.